AUGGCGGCAGGCAAGGUGGGAGGGAAGGAGGCCGGACAGCCCUGUGCGCCUGUGCGCCGCGCCUUCCAAGGGGACCCCGCUUUUGUCCCUGCCUUCCUUUAUCGCAAAAAAAUAGGAAGCGAAGCGGAAGGCGCAGUCGUCCUCGCAGUUGGUCAUCAGCCAUCAGCCAUCAUACCUACCAAACACUUUGGACCACGUCCACAACAAGACCACCGGCCUGGGGGUCUGAAGAAGAGGACCUGUUUUACCCACAUGGUACUCUGCACGGUAUUUCAUUUUCACGACGAGGACAUCUACAGUCUACAGUCUACACCGCAUGUGCUGUAUUCGAGGAAGGUUGACCUGCCAGCGGCGCUGUCAGGCCAUGGCACUGCAUCCAUUAUGACUACAUCCAUCACUACAGCCAUCACUUCAGCCAUCACUUCAGCCAUCACUGCAUCCAUCACUGCAUCCAUCACUGCAUGA
This is a messenger RNA of Plenodomus lingam JN3, 465 nucleotides long. NCBI's taxonomy places the organism in Eukaryota, Fungi, Ascomycota, Dothideomycetes, Pleosporales, Leptosphaeriaceae. The record is from RefSeq and is a predicted model, not a curated record.